AUGCUUGUCGUGAAUCCGGAGAAGCGUGCAACGGUUGAUCAGUUAUUGACACACCGCUGGGUCACAGGAACGGAAGUGGCCACGGUACAACUUACAAGUGCUCUGGAAGAGUUGCGCCGCUUUAAUGCGCGCCGCAAGUUCAAAGCUGCCCAGUCGCCUCCAGAUGAAGCUGUGGACCUCGACCAAGACGAUGGGCUUGAGGUCUCGCUCGAAACAGUGGAAUUGCAUCUAGACGAUACGAAGAAUGAGUAA
This is a messenger RNA of Plasmopara halstedii, 252 nucleotides long. RefSeq names its product camk camk1 protein kinase. Lineage: Eukaryota; Oomycota; Peronosporomycetes; Peronosporales; Peronosporaceae. The record is from RefSeq and is a predicted model, not a curated record. The transcript is spliced from 3 exons. Bases 1 to 252 code for a protein of 83 amino acids.